CUGUAUGUCAUUUCUCCAGGCAGACACCAUGAACUAUGUGGGCCAGCUGGCGGGGCAGGUGCUGGUCACGGUGAAGGAGCUCUACAAGGGCAUCAACCAGGCCACGCUGUCCGGCUGCAUAGACGUGGUGGUGGUGCAGCAGCCCGACGGCUCCUUCCAGUGUUCACCCUUCCACGUCCGCUUCGGCAAGCUCGGGGUCCUGCGCUCACGAGAGAAAGUGGUAGACAUCGAGGUGAAUGGAGAGCCUGUGGACCUGCAUAUGAAACUGGGUGACAAUGGAGAGGCCUUUUUUGUUCAGGAGACAGAGCAGCACAAUGAGGUCAUUCCUGCCCACCUGGUCACCUCCCCGAUCCCAACAGAUGACCCUGCGUUCCGGGCCCGCGAGGCUCGCGCUAUGGGCACCUCCUCGUUUGCGGAGGGGGGAGCGCCAGAGGAACUGUCGGGGAGUACAGCAGCGGGAGCAGGAGCAGGAGGAGUGAAGAAGAGGAGGCGCAGGAGGAGGAAACACAAGGCAGACCUGCGCAAAGAGGAAACAAACGCCGACACCAACAGCGAGGUGGAGGUGGAGAAAGACAAAACCUCUGAGGAUGACCACAACACGCACGCCAACCGACCACCUUCGCUGUGUCUAAAGGACUACAGUGUGGAGCAGCACAGGCCUCCUGCACUCUCCUCUCAGGACGGCUACCCCCUGUCAGAAGGGGACUGGAUGGCCUUAGACUGCGGGCCUGAGCCCAGCAGCCCCAAAAGUGACUCAGAGUUGAUCGUCAGGCCUCCAGAGGUCGCGCAUGGAGCGGAGUCCCACAUGCAGUGGACAUGGGGCGAGUUCCCAGAAUCCACCAGGGUGAGCCACAGAGAGAGGUCCGAGUCCCUCAAGACCGUCACCAUCACCCCCUCAGAGACCACCCACUUCCGGGUCAUCCUGAGCUCCAGUGCCAUCGCCACCUCCUCAUACGAUCCCGGCUGCCCAAUCGUCAAGCCGGAACCUCGCAACCCAAAACCACUAGAUACUCAGACUGAGUGUAAUAAACCUCCACCACCGAGGUCAGACGUGGGGGUGACUCCCUCCUCCUCGGUGCCAGAGGAUGCUGCUGUGUACAAGGGCCACGGGAGGCGGCCGUCGCAUCCCGUGAUGGGCCACAACUAUGGCCAGGCGGUCCCCCCCGCCGCAGCCAGGCUGCUCGGGGACAUCCUGACAGAGGGCCUGGCAGCAGAGGCGACACCCCGCAGUCAGCCAACAGAGCCAGUUAGCAAGAGGAAAGUGGUGAGGAAGAGAAGUCAGCACCAAGGUCCAGAGGACAUCUACCUAGACGACAUUGUGGGUCUUGAGCCAGACGUCCGGGCACGCUACUUCCCCAAAAGUGAGUUUGACUCUCCACCUCAGCAUUGGGUGGAGGUGGGCCGGCGCUCCAGUUCUCAGUCUCCACAGUCGGUAGGCAGUGCUGCGAUGGACAGCGGGACAGAGUGCCUCUCCGACUCCCCCUGUGACCUGCCCCACAUCUCACUCUCUCUCUGUGGAGGCCUGGGGGAUGAUGCUCAGAUUAACAAAGAGAAGUUCAUGGAACACAUUGUCACCUAUCAUGAGUUUGCUGAGAACCCAGCCAUCAUCGACAACCCCAACCUAGUGGUCAGAAUAGGCAACAGGUAUUACAACUGGACCUUAGCAGCACCCAUGGUACUCAGUCAGCAGGCUUUUCACAAGAGUUUACCCAAGGCCACGGAGGAUGCUUGGGUGAAGUCCAGGAUGCCAAAGAAGUCUGGCCGCUGGUGGUUCUGGAGGAAGAGCUUCAAGCAGUCUGAUUCCAAGUCUGAGGCAUCUGCAACAUCCAGCAGAGAAGAGCCAGCCAUCUCCAAAGAUAAACCUACCCAACACAAAAAGGCUGUGGACGCAUCCAGUGAAGAGGAACCAGAACUCAGACAGGCUGCUGCCGUUACUGAGCGGCCAUCAGACCGAGCACCAUCAGAAGGCCACAUCAACACACACUCCUACAAGAAGUCACUUCGCCUGUCCUCUGACCAGAUAGCCAGCCUGAAGUUAAGAUAUGGCCCCAAUGAUGUGGUGUUCAGCAUUACGACUCAGUACCAGGGCACUUGCCGCUGUGAAGGGACCAUCUACUUAUGGAACUGGAACGACAAAGUCAUCGUCUCUGAUAUUGAUGGAACCAUCACCAAGUCAGACGUGUUUGGACAGAUUCUUCCUCAACUGGGCAAAGAUUGGACUCAUCAAGGCAUUGCAAAACUCUACCACACCAUACAUCAGAAUGGCUACAAGUUCCUGUACUGCUCUGCGCGGGCCAUUGGCAUGGCAGGGAUGACGCGGGGCUACCUGCAGUGGGUGAAUGACGGCGGCACCAUCCUCCCACGAGGCCCCCUCAUGCUGGCACCCAGCAGCCUCUUCUCAGCCUUCCACAGGGAAGUGAUUGAGAAAAAGCCAGAGAAGUUUAAGAUUGAAUGCCUGAGGGACAUCCAAAACCUCUUCCCAGCCAACAUCCAGCCUUUUUAUGCUGCCUUUGGAAACCGAAACAAUGAUGUGUUCGCCUAUAAACACGUCAAGGUGCCUCUCUGCCGUGUCUUCACCGUCAACACAAAAGGAGAGCUCAUGCUAGAGCAAAGCAAAAGCAAUAAAACCUCAUACAAUAGACUUGGUGAACUCGUGGAUCACGUUUUCCCACUCCUGAGCAAGGAACAAAGCUCGGCCUUCUCCUAUCCAGACUACAGUGCAUUCAGUUACUGGAGACAGCCAAUAGCUCCGGUCUGUCUGGAGGAGCUCUUCUAACCACACUUCAAAUCUGGGCUAUUCCAAACAGCUGGUUCAGUGUGAAUUGUUAAUUGAUAAUUCAGCCAGUCACAAGCAUCCCAAUAGAGGCUGGUCAUUAACUCUGAAUUAAGUUAUAGUUGGGGUUGAGUUACUAGUUAAAACGGACGCUUUGGCAAAAGACCCAGCGAGCUGUCCAUUCCACCAGCAAACUUUAAUUCUUCUGGAAGAAGGUGGGAUGACUGAAACGUUGUAUUAAAGUUUGCUGGUACAAUGGACAGUGUGCAGGAUCUUUUUUACUCUGGGAUUAAGUUCCUGAAGAUGUUUUCUGGAAGAUCCCCCUUGAAUGACUGUUUGGGCAGGUCCUGAACUUCACCAACUGAGCUGUUGCUAUUGAUGGCAGAUAAAGGGGCACUUAACUACAUCAUCUUAUUUAAUACGUUUUAAUUAAAAGUAAGAUUAACUACGAAUUGAAAUUAUUAUUAUUUUUAUGUAAAAAAGUACAAGACUGCAGAUCCUCAUAACUUUGGUUUAGUUUACACUCAGGGUUACAAGUGUAGGCUGUCCUACAGAUUCUGCUGCUGCUGUUUCUUUGCUUGCAAGCCUUUAAAGGAGAUGAGAACAUUGCCAAACUUCCAAGAUGUAACAAAGCAAGUACAGGUGUUCAUAAAGGCAAUAUUAAGGUUUUGAGUUUUUGAUUAACCAGCUAUAUGGUUUUUUAUUAACAUCAAUAGUGACAUCUUCACUUGCCUUGCUAUUUCCUGCCAUUUGGUGAGUGUGACAUGGGUCCAUUGAUGGUUGAAUACUUUUUCGAAGUUAAGCUGCCCUAGUCAUGUGUCAGGAACUGGGAGAGGCAUAGAGAAUGCUGCUGUGCUCCCUCCUGUUGCAAGUGCAAUAUUUUAGGGAACAGACAUGUAUUGUGAGGGGGCGAUACCAAAACGUACAAUGAAAAAGUAAUGAAAAGCCUAAUUGUUUGAAACUUUUUAUAGUUUAUUACAAAGCAGAGUUAACCACUCCUGUGGCGACCAUAUAAAUAUGUGCACUGUUUCUGUAUGGUUUUGCUUAUGGUCUAAGUGUGUGCGUGCGUGUGCGUGGGUUCACUUGGUUGAAUGUAUUUUCUGCUCUAGGGCUUUACAGCUUCUGCUGGGCUUUUAUUGUUGGAAAGCACAACUGAACCUUCUGGCAAUAUAACCUCAAUGAUUUCUUUAUAAUGAAAUAUAUAAAAUGCAAAAAUAAUUAUUACGCUCUGUUGUGGGGUUUAUAUACUCCAUCAGAUAUGCCUUGAUUAGCUGUACCACUUUUGUUUAGCGAUAGGCCAGUGGUGGCACGGUAUUUCAGGACAAUUGUUAUCUUCCAGAAAAAAAAGUUUAAAUGUGUUUGUAGUUUAUAGGCUCACUUCAGUUCUGAAUGCCUUUCUCCUCAACAGAACCUGCUUGACUGGUCCAAAUGUUUUAAUUAGAAGGUUAGGUGAGCCUAUUGUUCACUUGAAUGUUUUCAUUCUCUGUUGGUAUAUUUAAUAGUUAAAUAAAUCAGUAUUUCACACAUACAAGUAUACUUGUAGGUCUACUGCCUCUCAUUUUGGUACUAACUGUAAAUUGUGGAGAAAAAAAUGGGGGGAGGGGGGCUCAAAUAUCACAUCAUAGUUCAUGUAUGGUAAUCCACCUGUUGACUGGCCUCUGUGGAUGAGCAAUUAGUGCAACUCCCCCAAUAAGAAAUCGGGGCAAGAGAAGCUGUAGCCUUGCAAAUAUAAGGCAUCCCCCAGAAAGUGUGCAGAUCUGCUCAUUCAGGAGGUGGAAAUGAAUCACUCACACCACCCAUCAGCUAUCAUCAGUACCUUUAGCCAAAAGGCCAUUUAUACAAAAGCAUACCAAAUGAAAUACAAAGUCUCAUUACGAAAUACGCCCUCUCACCCAGGCGUACAGAGAGUAGAGAGCACCCUCACCACAGGCAUCACAGUCUAGAAUGGCAACACCACACAGGCUGAAAGGAAGUGUGUGCAAAGAAUAAGCAAGGUUUUGUUGUCAAAGGCUAGGCCUAU
Molecule: messenger RNA, 4793 nt
Organism: Engraulis encrasicolus (European anchovy)
Lineage: Eukaryota; Metazoa; Chordata; Actinopteri; Clupeiformes; Engraulidae
Product: phosphatidate phosphatase LPIN2-like
Exons: 20
Coding region: 5-2776 (923 amino acids)
Biological process (GO): positive regulation of transcription by RNA polymerase II; fatty acid catabolic process; cellular response to insulin stimulus
Cellular component (GO): nucleus; endoplasmic reticulum membrane; cytosol
Molecular function (GO): transcription coactivator activity; phosphatidate phosphatase activity
Source: RefSeq, a predicted model, not a curated record